UAGAAACGGAGGGACCGAUGUGAAAUAGACUAGAUCUAGUCAUAUUAUUGGUUUAUCUUUGACGACAUGGCUUGGUCAGGUGAACAGAAACGAAUCGAAAAUAAGAAGAAGAAUCUUGAUACUCGAAUAAAAUUCAGUUCAUGGACUCCGAUGAACCAUGCACCUACCAAGGACAAGGUUUUUGAAGAAAGGAGAGAGGUCAUCCAAAAAUGGUUUGACAAAUGGACAGAUGGACAGAAGAGGAGUGUGAUAGCAGACAUCGUGGAGCGCUGUACAAUGACCCAGCUUCAGUACACUAAGUCCUUGGUCAAAGUGCAGCUCCCUGUUGAGCGUGUGGACUUCACCAGGGUCUUACCUCGAGCGCUCAGUCUCUAUAUCUUCUCUUUCCUGGAUCCAAGGAGUCUCUGUCGAACUGCUCAGGUUUGUUGGUACUGGCGCUACCUGACUGAGCUGGACCAACUGUGGAUGCCUAAGGCACUCAAGCUUGGCUGGUACCUGACAUUCACUCCUAGCAUCUACGAGACAGGGGUCUGGAAGCGACACUAUCUAGAGAAUGUCCGCAGCCUCCACUACCUCCCUCCCAAGGAUGCUCCGAAACAGAAGCAGGUAACGAUCAAUGGCAACCAGGAGAACGAUCCCAAGAAGACGGUCACCCCACCUAGGAAGACCGCGUGGUCCACAAAAAGCAAGCCCCCCAAACCACUCCAGCACAAACCCUGGAGGGCUAAUGCCCCUGUUGCCACAGAUACCCAUCGCAAUAAUUACUUGGAUAAUGAGGAUGAACUGUUGGUAGCAAGGCAAAGGAGAAUGGAGAAGAUGGAAGCCAGUGGACAAAGAAGACCGCAAAGUGCAAUGACUCCUGAUAAAACAGGGAAUUCCCCUAGUAUCAAGAGUAGCAGUGCAUCAAAGACACUCCCAUCAACACAGUUUAACGCUAAGCUGAAGAGAGCCAGAUCCACAUCUAAUAUUACUAAUGAAUCAUCCAGUGGUAGACCAGACUGGGCCCAAACCAAUGCAGGGGGCGACGCCUCUAGAAUAACAGCCAAUCAUAUAGGAGGACUGGACGCCACCGUUAGACCAGCUCCCGUCCUUAAGCCAUCUCGUUCAACCAACGCUCUGAAUAGAUCGGAGAGAGACCCAUCCAGUGGGCCUCAAUUUGCAGCAAAAGGAUGGAAAACGGUCGAGUAUUCGGAUGAUGAGAGUAUAGGCUGAUUGAGAGAGCCAAUCUAAACCUGUUUGUGCUGCAAUAUAGAUGUACUGCCAGUGGAUGGAACAGAAGAAACAGGUGCCUGCUUUGAUAACGUUCCAAGACCUUGGAGUGUUUAUGUUUGCUAUGGUGUAAGAUCUGAUUCCAGGAUGUACAUUCCCAUGUCAGUUAUGUUCAUUUCCUUGAAGUUUACCUAACCCGCUUUUUGGUAAAUGAAACAGUACUUAUAAUGUUUUUACUGAAUUCCCUAGUCAUUCAUGUAUUGUAUUCUUUAUAAAAGCAAGAUUGUAUUCAUGGCAAUACUCAUUGCAAGGUCAGAUGAAAUAAUGAUGACAUGAUUACUUUAAAAAACAACCAGAAUAUAAAAGACUGAAUGUGGAAGAAUAAUGCAAGUGCAGUCACAUUCAUUAAAGCCCGUCUGUACUAGUUUGGCCAGAGGAUUAGACCUCCUUGCAAGGUCACUGACAGGUGGUUAUCUCAU
This is a messenger RNA of Strongylocentrotus purpuratus (purple sea urchin), 1688 nucleotides long. It is a transcript of the gene fbxo16, whose product is annotated as F-box only protein 16. Gene Ontology annotation, molecular function: protein binding. The transcript is spliced from 8 exons. Lineage: Eukaryota; Metazoa; Echinodermata; Echinoidea; Camarodonta; Strongylocentrotidae. Bases 67 to 1212 code for a protein of 381 amino acids. The record is from RefSeq and is a predicted model, not a curated record.